Molecule: messenger RNA, 4450 nt
Organism: Syngnathoides biaculeatus (alligator pipefish)
Lineage: Eukaryota; Metazoa; Chordata; Actinopteri; Syngnathiformes; Syngnathidae
Gene: ptger4b
Product: prostaglandin E receptor 4 (subtype EP4) b
Exons: 2
Coding region: 1109-2749 (546 amino acids)
Biological process (GO): inflammatory response; positive regulation of cytosolic calcium ion concentration; negative regulation of inflammatory response
Cellular component (GO): plasma membrane
Molecular function (GO): prostaglandin E receptor activity
Source: RefSeq, a predicted model, not a curated record
GGGGUGCAGGGGCGCUUCCAGGGGCAAUAAAUUUCAUCAGGCGUGUUUUGAUUGGCUCCCCCCGGAGGCCUUUUUGUCACAUGAGCGCUCCGGCGUUCCCAGGGCGAGCCCGGGAGUCCGUGCAGUUUCCCGCCGCUCGGAUUCGGGUGGCGCUUUUGCCGACUUUGUGCAGCGGGGGUCGCUACUACCCGCAGGGGAUCGCGCUAACCUCAAACGUGAGUUCGCGGGGACCGCGUGAGCGCGCCCCGGGCUGCUCCAGAAUUGACGUGUUUUCCGACAACUUUGAUUUGAUUUCGAGGCCAAGUUGUGGCUUUGGUCUUCGGUAAACUCACUUUUGUCGCGGGAGUUCCUGACACGCUCGCAAAAGUGAAAACCCGAGAGAACGAGAAAUGGAUUCUGGAUUGUUUAGCAACCUUCUUCUGCAUCCAGAUCAGUAAGUUUGAGCCACGAAAAGCUAUCCAAUUAGCAUCUGGUAGCUGGCCGUCGCGGGGCUUUGAUGCUAACCACCAGCUAGCGGAGCUUAGCGGGGGUAUUUCACUUGGCGACUGGCGACAGGCUCGUCCGGGUCAUCCCAUCAUCAUCAUCAUCAUGGCCUCGCUCGGGUAUUUUAAUAAUGACACCGAGCUGUUGUGAAAAUUGCCCGCGUUUUUUGCCCGUAGCUAGCUGGCUAGCUAAGUGUAUGCUAGCGACCGGCGCAAAGGAAAGCGCUCAAUUUUCCCACAUCAUUGGGACUCGGCACCAGCUGGUUUUAAGGAGAUAAAGUGGAUUGCUGAUUAAUGACGGCUGAACUUUCUGGACCCAAAAAGGUUCUGCAACGUUUCGGGAAGAAGAAAUGAAGGGUUGGGACGCCCUGAGAGGGUCGCAGCAGGGUGGGAGUGCAGUCAUAUUUUAGAUGAGGGUGAGUGGUUUGGUUUUUUUUUUUGUGUGUGUGUGUGUGUGUGUGUGUGUGUGUUUCAUAAGUCACAUUUUUACGAUAAGGGACUAUUUCGGUACUGGACUGUCGUGACGCUCCAGGGAAACGCAUAUCCUGUCUUGGAAGAAGACAAACAGAGAAACGAACAAAAAUAAUGGCGCCGACGCGAGUCUUCUGGAGAGCGCGCAAGAUGAAAUGGCGUCACGGUCCUCAGUUGUGGACACUCGCAAGUUUGCUUUCGCUGAGCGACGUGAGAACUCGUCGAGAGACAUCGAGUCGCACCAAACAAAAGCGGAAGUGCGCCGCUUGCUUCAUCUCGGAGGAGGAGCCGAGCCGAGGGAGCAAAGUCGCCCCGCGCAUGCCCGCCACAAGCGCACCCGCGCGGAGCGAGCGCGAAGGAGCGUCCCCAAAAAGUUCUCCGGGCGCCGGGACCGCCAUGGCCGUCUUCACCUGAGGAAGGGUGGGGCAGGCACCAUGAACGGCAGCGGCGCCCCGCAGGCGGCGCACCCGCCUCGCGGCUUCCAGCCGCCCACCAUCCCGGUGAUCAUGUUCAUCUUCGGCGUGGUGGGCAACGUGACGGCCGUCGUGGUGCUGCGCAUCUCGCGCAAGGAGCAGAAGGAGACCACCUUCUACACGCUGGUGUGCGGCCUGGCCGUCACCGACCUGCUGGGCACGCUGCUGGCCAGCCCGGUCACCAUCGCCACGUACGCGCGCGGGUCCUGGCCCGGCGGCCAGCCGCUGUGCCAGUUCUCGGGCUUCGUGCUGCUCUUCUUCUUCGCGGCGCAGCUGUGCAUCGUGUGCGCCAUGUCGGUGGAGCGCUACCUGGCCAUCAACCACGCCUACUUCCACAACGACUACGUCGACCAGCGGCUGGCGGCGCUGGCGCUGCUCGCCAUCUACGCGGGCAACGCCGGGCUGUGCGCGCUGCCGGCCGCGGGCUGGGGCCAGGUCAAGCUGCAGCGGCCGGGCAGCUGGUGCUUCGUCGACUGGCACGGCGGCGGCAACGGCACGUCCGCGGCCGCCUUCAACCUGGUGUACGCCGGCGUCAACGCCGCCGUGGUGCUGGCCACGGUGGCCUGCAACGUCCUGGUGUGCGGCGCGCUCAUCCUCAUGCACCGCCGCUUCGUGCGCCGCACGUCGCUGGCGGCGCACGAAGCGGCGUCCGGGGGCCCCGCCGAGAGGCGUUUCGCCCGCCGCAGGAGCUUGGGGCGGCUGGCCGGGGCCGAGAUCCAGAUGGUCAUCCUGCUCAUCGCCACUUCGGCCGUGGUGCUCGUCUGCUCCAUCCCGUUGCUGCUGAGAAUCUUCGUCAACCAGCUGUACAGCAACCAAAGGGAAGAGUCCACGGGCCUCAACAAAGACCUGCUGGCCAUCCGCAUGGCCUCCGUCAACCCCAUCUUGGACCCGUGGGUGUACAUCCUGCUCCGGAAGACGGUGGUCCUCACGCUGGUGGAGAAGAUCAAGUGUCUCUUCUGCAAGAUGGGACGGCGACGGCGGCGGCGAGGCGGCGGAGGCGGUCCCUUCCCCUGCGGCGCAGGCGGUCCCUUCCCCUGCCGCGGCGUCUGCCUGUCGUCGUCGUCGUCCGUCGCGUCGCGGGACUCGCCGUCUUUGGUGUCCGGGGGGCGGAGGGGGACCUCGGGGUGCACCUCGCUGACUUUUCUGUACCCGGCCGACGGCGGGACGGCGUCCUUCCGAGAAAGGGCGGACGGGGGCUCGGGCUCGCCCGGCGGGGAGACGGCGCCGGCGCCGACGUGGGAGGUCGGGCCGGAGAGCUCCAAGCCGACUUUGCAAGUGUCGCUCGCGGACGGGACGCCAAACGCCCGGGAGAGAUGCAUCUGAAGGUUGCGCUUCAUCUUGUCGGCUGUAAAUAUUUGUAACAUCGGACACGUCCACGGGAUUAAAUCCACUCAAUUCCGACCCACCGCUUGCGUCACUUUGGACUGGAUUUCCAGUCAACCCCCGUUUGAGCUCCCAUUCAUUCGAUCCAGAACCCUCUUCGCAGUCGGUGCCAAUUCACAACAUUUAAAAAGCAGCCCCCCCCCCCCCCCCAAGAACUAAGUUGAAGUCAGUGGAGGAGUUUCACUUUGGCGUUGGCAUCUUGGCGACAAUGAACUAUGUUGAAGUGAGUUGUUUGAUCGAGGCAAAGUGGCGUUUUGUCCCCAUUUCUAGCUUUGCUAUGUUUCGGGGUCCUUGACAAAGUUUUGGGGGAGGGCAACGUCGAGGUCUCUGGCGGGGGGCUGUAUAAAAAUAAAAUCCCGCCCCAUUUUCUAAAUAUUUUCAUUAUCACACAGUGUGUUAGCUCUGCGCUAAGUGACAAGUAAGAUGUCAAAAUGUGAACGUUUUUGUUGCAAGAUGCUAAUAAUUUAUUUUGGAGUGGGAAAAUGCGCACGUUCCGGUUUUCUCCGUGAGAAAAAACAAAAAAAAAAAAGCCGAUAUUACGAGAUGGCGGCCGAAGGCCCGAAAGAUCUCGGAAGUGAGUCUUUACCACAGAUCGCUAAUCUUGCCAUGAAUGUAAUCCCAUUUAUCGUCACAUUGUAUUGAUUGAUUGAUAUCCAUAUAUAUAUAUAUAUAUAUUUUUUUUUUUUUUUGGGGGGGUGGAUAUGUUUGAUGCCAUUAUCGUUGUAGAAAAUGGACAUUUAUGAGAAAUCAUAUGAAAACACAACCACUCUUGACCUUGUAUUAAAAAACAAAUAUAGCAACAAUAAAGUUGGAAAACGAGCCUUUUUUUUCCCCUCAUGUCAUUUUUAAAAAAUAUCUUUUAAGUAAGACCCACAGGAUAUUGUGUCCUAUCACAAUAAAACGCUACAACCGCAGCCAGCAAAAAGGAAACUCUGCAGCGGGACGUGGGGCUGGUUUCAUAACCCCGGAAGAAAAGAUUCUGAGAAACGUCAAGCGGAACGCUGAUGCUAAUCUUUUUGUUUUCGUGACAGUUCAAACUAUCCAUCCAUCAAUUAGCCACGCCGCUUAUCCUCACAAGGGUCAGGAGGGAGUCAAUAGCCCAUCCCGGCUUGGUCACGAGUCAGUCGCAGAGCAGAUGACAUCGCUCAGCGGGCAGACAUUGGCACCAUGACUGAGCGGGAAUCGAACCCACACCGAGGUCAGGCGCCAUCAGCGACAGAUAGCAAAAGCUUCCGAGCAUCAUUUCUGCACCAUUUGGAAAAUGCCGCCGCCCUCGGCACGCAAAUCGCUCCUCACUUCCCCUUCGCACACAAAAAGACGAUUCCCGGUCGUCUUCUUCGCUCAUUUGGGGAAAUUCCAAUUGAACAAACAGAUGAGGAUGAGCAGCUUUCUUUUCCUCAAACGUGGAGGAAAAACAAAAAGGAAGCGCUACAUUUCGACUUGAGUGGCUUUAUUUCACAUCCAUUUGCAGUUGCGCAACGACGUCACGGACCCUUUGGGGCAAAUUCCCAUAAAUGCCCCGCCCACCUGACACCCGAGAGCGCCGUCGCCAACUCCGCCAAAUUUCAACGGAUAAACGAUUCCGUCAAUAAAAUUCGCGCUCGAACGCUUCAGAACUACGACCUGAAAAAUGGAUGCCUA